GCUCCCGGCAGGCUGCGCGGGGCGCGCCGUGCGUGCCGAGCAGGCCGCAGUGCGGGCCGGGGCCGCGGCGAUGCUGGAGGAGGCGAGCGAGGUGCUGGAGUCGGUGCUCAAGGCCUCGUGCCUCCCGCUCAGCGUCCUGCUCUUCGUGCCCGCCGUGCUCCUGCUCCUGGGGCCGCCGCCCGCCGCUGAGGCGGCGCACGAGUUCACCGUCUACCGCAUGCAGCAGUACGAGCUGGGCGGGCAGACCUAUGGCACCAGGAGCGCGGUGCUGAACACGGAGGCGCGCACCGUGGAAGCGGACGUGCUGAGCCGCCGCUGCGUCAUGAUGAGGCUGGUGGACUUCUCCUACGAGCAGUACCAGAAGGCUCUGCGCCAGUCAGCCGGGGCUGUGGUCAUCAUCCUGCCACCAUCCAUCUCCUCUGUCCCCCAGGAUGUCGUGCGGCAAUUCAUGGAGAUAGAGCCAGAAAUGCUUGCUAUGGAAACCAUUGUGCCAGUCUACUUUGCAGUGGAAGAUGAGGAGCUGCUGUCUAUCUAUGAGCAAACACGGGCUGCUUCUGCAUCACAGGGCUCUGCCUCAGCUGCAGAAGUUCUGCUGCACACAGCAACUGCCAAUGGCUUCCAGAUGGUGACCAGUGGGGCUCAAAGCAAAGCUAUCAAUGACUGGCUCAUCCCCAGUGUGGAGGGAAGGCUGACAGGGCUGGGUGGAGAAGACUUGCCCACUGUUGUGAUAGUUGCCCACUAUGAUUCCUUUGGAGUGGCUCCAUGGCUGUCCCAUGGGGCUGACUCCAAUGGCAGUGGAAUCUCAGUGCUGCUGGAACUGGCCAGGCUGUUUUCUCGGCUCUACACCUACAGAAGGACCCAUGCUGGGUACAACUUGCUGUUCUUUGCAUCUGGAGGUGGCAAGUUUAAUUAUCAAGGAACUAAGCGGUGGCUGGAGGACAAUUUGGACCACACUGAUUCCAGCCUGCUGCAGGACAAUGUAGCAUUUGUUCUCUGCCUUGACACUCUGGGCAGAGGCAAUAGCCUUCAUCUUCAUGUCUCAAAGCCUCCCAAGGAGGGCACCUUGCAGCAUGCAUUUCUGAGAGAACUGGAGACGGUCGUUGCCAGCCAGUUCCCAGAGGUGAAGUUUUCCAUGGUGCACAAGAAGAUCAACCUGGCUGAGGACAUGCUGGCGUGGGAGCACGAGCGCUUCGCCAUCCGGCGCUUGCCGGCGUUCACCAUCUCACACCUGGAGAGCCACCGGGACAGCCUGCGCAGCAGCAUCAUGGACAGGAGGGCACGAAUAGACACUAAAGCACUGACCAGGAAUACCCAAAUCAUUGCUGAGGCUUUGACAAGGGUCAUCUACAAUCUAACAGAAAAGGGAGCACCUGCAGAUAUGCAGAUCUUCACAGAUCAGAUGCAAAUCCAGCAGGAGCAACUGGAGUCAGUGAUGGACUGGCUGAGCAGCCAGCCCAGGGCUGCCCAGCUGAUUGAUAAGGACAGCACCUUCCUCAACACCUUGGAAUAUUGUAUGGGACGCUACCUGAAGGAUGUGAAGCAGCACCACGUGAAGGCAGACAAACGGGACCCUGAGUUUGUUUUCUAUGACCAGCUGAAGCAGGUGAUGAAUGCAUACAGGGUCAAGCCAGCAAUCUUUGACCUGCUCCUGGCUGUCUGUAUUGCAGCCUACCUUGGUGUUGCCUAUGUUGCAGUGCAGCACUUUGGUCUCCUUUACAAGAUGAUACAGAGAUUGUCCCUUAAAACCAAGCAGCAGUGAAGCACCAAGUCCCCCCACCCAGCAGCACUGAGCCAUCGGCUGAGAGACUUCAGCAAUUCCUGCAGUCUGAUUCUGAGCAGCCUCUCUGAGUGUAAUACAAAGUCCAACACCUUCAUGGACACUGUCACACAGCCAGCCUGGAAACUGAAACUACAGCCUGAUGUGGUGUCCCUGCCCAGCAAACCAGGACUUGGAGCAGUUAUUUAAAAGAAAAAAACCAAAAGUGCACAUGCCAAUUAAAGAGAAUGCAAUUAGCAUGUUUCCUUAUGGCACCUCUUCCUUGAGUUCACUGCCUGGCUUUAGGGAGUUGUGCUGAGCAAGCAGUGUCUGCAGCAAGAACCUUCUUGCAUUUUGUUCAAUCUCACCCCCUUUUAGGAGCUGCACUGAGUGAUCUUGGCUGUUAUUACCAGGAUGAGGAAAGAUUUAGGAUGGGUUUGGGGCAUGAGGGCCCUUGCCAGGGACAGGUUCUCUCCUGUCUCUCUUGGAGGAUGCAUUUUGCUGUGUACUUGAUUUCUCUGGAGGUUUUUGGUCCUUGAACAGUUCACAGCUGCCACCACUGUGCUAAACUCUUGCUUGAUUUUUGAGGGGUGUUCCAAGAUCAUGUGCUGCAAGAUCAUGUUCUGUGCUGUUCCAUGUACUUACACAAGCUGGUUCUGUUGAGAGCAAGAGCAGCUCAGACCUGGAAAAUACGUUGAGAUACUGCAAGCCCUAGGCUAGUUGUAGUUCUAGAAGAUAACCCUGAGCACUGUCCUGCCACCCAGCAAGUUUUGAGUCCUUUUCUGUAAUCUCUUCCAUUUACAUGAGGUUCUCUUCACAAGCCACAGUGACUUUUUUUUUUUUAAUUUAAGCUACAAUUUGUAAUUAAAGCAGCAUACUUUACACAGGCUGAAAAGCUAUUUUGAAUUGAGGUGAAUACACCUCAAGGUAUGUAAGGGAAAUUCCAGCUGUGCAUUCCUGUUUGCACACAUCUGCUGUGCACCUGCUGUUAUGGCCAGUCACUGUCCUUUGGAUGGACACCAAAGCACUGAUUUCCAUCCUCCUUUGCUUAUUUUACUGUAAUCUUUUUGGGAGUACCCUAAUCUCAUGAUGUGUCCUUUCUGCUACUUUAAAUAUGUAGCAACUUGUUCUUUAAAGGGCCUUGUCUUUUCCAGGAAAGCCUGCUGGUGUCAGUGGCUCACCAUGGUGUCAGCAUGGUGCCAAGCACUCCAGAACUAUCAGCCACCCAGAGAAAUUUGCUUUUCCUCAUCUUCUGAGUGCUCAUUUGAAAUGUUUCUCUCUGCAUGCAUGAAGUGCUCAUGGCACUACUCUGCCAAAUGAAUUUAUAAUGACUUCAGAAGUUGCUGGAGUGGCUGGAAGGCAAGUCUUGAUUGUUUUCCACUGGUUUUUAUGCUCUGCCCAUAGAGACUGCAUCUGCUGUGCCCUGGGAAGCUGCAUGCCCUGGGCUGGGUAGGUUUGGAACAUGCAUGGUGCAGUGGCUCUCUGAAGAGCUCUGUAGGCUCUGAAUAUCUGGGAGUAGUUUGAGUCCUCCAGCUGCAGCAUCCAUUUCUGGUGUUUUAACAUUUAAGGAGGUGGUGUUCCCUCCAGUCCAGUAGAUUAUUUCACCAGUCUUAAAGAUUAACUCAGUUACUUUGCUGAGAAAAAUAGAAAAAUAAUAUUAGCAAUGCUAAUAUUAUUUAAUUAUUAUUAUUAUAAUGCUGCAGCUUGAGUUGAUGUGUAAAAUUUGCCAGUAGUGGGCAAGAGCAAACAGAACAGAUCUGGAGCUUGUUCCUUGCUGUGGAAACUCAGCCUUCAGUGUUCCAGAUGAGAAUCUCAAAAGUUCAGAAUCAAAAACUUCCACCCAGUCUGUUUGCAGGGGCUAUAGCACAAAGAAAACACCUCAGCUCUGUGUGGUCUCAGCAAUGAACUGUUAACACUCCUGAUGCAGUGCCAGAAGCCAGUGGAAACAACCUAAAAAAAGAUGGAUAAGAUUAUUGAGGAGAAUUCAUAAACCUGAGAGGCAGUUGGGAUGGUACAUUGCUCUCUCCCACACAAGGUUAAUUUGUCCUGUAAUCCUUUUGUAUCUCUCUUCCUGGCUGCCAUAAAAAGUAGUUUUUACAACAGAUAAAAGGUUUUGCUUUUGAUCAAAGUGCACGUGCACUGAAACAUACAUGCUCAAAUCUGAGAGGGUCAAAUCCCAAGUUCCUCAGAGCUGGAGCAGAGUGCCCAUCCUGGGACUGAAUUUAAAUCCCAACUUCCUCAGAGCUGGAGCAGAGUGCCCAUCCUGGGACUGAAUUUAAAUCCCAACUUCCUCAGAGCUGGAGCAGAGUGCCCAUCCUGGGACUGAAUUUAGUUCCCACAUUGUUAUUUCCUUGGGUAGUCAGCAGAGAAGCUUGCAAAGAGCCCCUGGAGCUGAUCUGCACUGCAGCAUAACUGAUCAGUUCAGUCACCACCACAACAGGUGUUGUGAUUAAAGUUCUCCACAGCAUUGCAGAAGAGCUCUGUGUAGUUGAUUCUUGUUGCCCUUAUUUUUACCUAUCCUC
This is a messenger RNA of Oenanthe melanoleuca, 4278 nucleotides long. RefSeq names its product nicalin (gene NCLN). The coding region runs from base 71 to 1759 and encodes 562 amino acids. The transcript has 16 exons. Gene Ontology annotation, biological process: regulation of signal transduction. The record is from RefSeq and is a predicted model, not a curated record. Gene Ontology annotation, cellular component: endoplasmic reticulum membrane. Lineage: Eukaryota; Metazoa; Chordata; Aves; Passeriformes; Muscicapidae.